CGCCGUUGUCGCCGCUGCUUUUCACGGUGGACGAGCGUAAUCGGGGGACCCCGUCCGCCGCAAACCGCCCAUGCGACACCGAGCAAAAUGCCGAAAAUUAGCCUGCGUAUUCUGUGUCUCGUGACGGCGGUCUUGUGCACCGUUCAGCGGAGUCUUGAACAUGGAAUUCCUAGGAGAAGUUUCCUUUCACGCAGAGCGAUCGACGGAACUAGAGGAAGGUACGUUCUCACUAUGCGGAUCCUUCCGCACGAGAAUUCGAUUACGCGACUUAAUUAAAUCGUACGCCUUUUGCAGGAAGUACUUCGAUCCGAAUGAGGACGGUGCAUUCGAUAGCUACGGAUCGGCCGGCGGUCAGUACGAACAGUACGAUCAUAUAACGGAUCUAUCCGACAUCAGAAAAAAUGUGCCGGGUGAGCCGGGCAUCGAUUAUCCCGCCUACACGAGAUUACCUCAGACAGGAUUCACGUGUGAAGGACGUUCACGUGGUUACUAUGCCGACGAAGCGGCCGGAUGUCAGGUCUUCCACGUGUGCCACGACGUGCUGGUUUCCUCGUUCUUGUGCCCGAUCGGCUCGACUUUCAGUCAGAAGCUGCUGACUUGCGACUGGUGGACCAAGGUCGAUUGCGCCUCUACCAGACGAUACCUCGAAGUGAAUCGCGAUAGCUAUCAGAUUGACGACGAUGAAAUGAUUCGGAAUGCGUACGUGAUGAUCAGUUUGCAGGCCUCCGCGGAGGAUGUCACCAAGGACGGCCUGGUCGAUCCCGACAGCGGCGCCAGGAUCAUCGACUAUUCCACGCUCGGCGGCCGAACUGUGAUGGCUUACACGCCCGGAUUCCGCAGGAUCACGGACUACGCUCCGGUCGAGGCGACCGGGAACGACCUACCGAGCAGCUUCGAGGACUAUCCUCAGCAGGACGCGCGGCAAAUUCUCAAUUACGAUCAUCGGUAUCAGCAGCAGAGGAAGGUGGAUACCGUGUAUCAGGGGAAGCUCCCCUUUGAAAACAAGGGACGAUCGCCUUAUCACGCGUCCGCGAUUAUUCAGCACGAUUAUCAGGAUCGAACGGAUGAUAACGAGUUUCAAGACGACUAUCGUAGACCCGUAGACGGAUUCACUAAUCGGUUACAAACAUCCUACGCGCCUACCGUUCCCACUGUUACCACCACCACCCGAAGAUUAUACUCGCCCACAGUACCGACGACCUAUCGACCUUCCACUCUGGCCUAUAGCAAGCUGGAUCUGAUUAUGGACAGCUCCGAUCAUCUAUACGCGCAUAGCGGUAAAGGACCGGUAACCCCUCCCACGGUUACUCAUCAGAAUGACAACAUGGAAAAGGUUGAUUCAAGAAAGAGUGAAACGGGACACGACGAUCCGAAGACAUCGGAGAACGCCUCGUUAUCGAGAACGGACAAAGACGAUGAAAAGGACGAUAAUGUUCGCUCCAAGAGUGACGAGGCGCGUCCCAAGAAGACGUCGGAGACGAGCUUCAGGAUCAACAUAACCGAUGCGCUUGACGAGGACGUGGCAUUCGGACAGCAGAAUGACAGACCAAUGAUCCAGAGUGAUAAAAGCGAAGAUCGGUCGGAAGAUAGCCUGGAGACGAAAGACAGCAUCGGCAUCGCUCGCGCGUUGAACGAUCCACUCGGCAGGAUUGGCAUACAAAGUCAAAGUCCCGUACACCAGCUGUCGAAGGACGAACGAGGAAGUUUGAUCACUACUCCUGUUCCACUACAGACGAUCUUAAGUCAUUCCUCGCGGAAGUCCUACGAGAAAGCGGACGACGUGAAUGUAUCAGGUACCCAGAAGACGUCCGACGCCUCCAACGAAACGGGCAACGCUCGACCGGCGGGAGAUUACGAGGACAUCCCGAGCUCAACGGCAAGUAGCCUCGACGAUCGGAAGACUCCGCUGCUGAAGAAUUGGGAACAGGGAGACGUUGAUAUCGCGCAAGCGUCAACCGUGUCGAUAACUGUGACAGCUCUAAAUACGACGGAGAGAAGCGUCGAUGAUAUUAACGGUGAAAUCGUUGUUCGCACUUUGUUUAAUAACACGAAUCGCAAUUCGGCAACGGCCGAAGAUCAGAACUCGUCCUCCACCGGAUCGAUCUCCAGCUUUAACGACGAGCCUAGAAUGAACCCUGAGGUUCCUCAACCAGCGCGGUUUUUGAAGCCUCCGGUGGAACGUUUCGUCAUUAACGUUCCUGACGAGACGCGCUACAUCGAUGGGAAUUCCAAGACUUUCUGGAAUCCUGGGACCACGGAAGCCCCGCGAUUUUCUAGCGCGUUCGCUGAAGACAGCGAAAAUCGAUCGCCAAUAUACGAUGAGGAGCUGAUCGAUUACACAGACGAGGGUUUCUCGGAGACGCCUAGUCCAGGCGUUCAUUCGACUGUUCAAGUGGUCACCGAGGUAUCGACGUCCAUUCCAUGGUUCUUCUCUACGCACGAUCGAUCGAUCGUCGACAUUCCCGUGACCGAUAUCGUUCCGCCGAUCGUCGAUUAUAACGAUGGCUUCGGUGACUUUGCCCCGCCGGACGAACGCCCGUACACGGAGCAGUUUGAUCACACGGAAUCCCCGGAAAAAACGCAGAGUUCUUCGACAGUCUUGAAGAAGAAUGACAGCGAAACGGAUUUCCUGGGCCGGUACAACACGAGAUUCCAGUUCACCAUUAGAGACGCUGUCAAGGCUCAGAAGGUGACGUCGAAACCAAAUUCCGGAUGUUAUACUUCAACGUCUGACCAGCGAGGAAGUCGCUGCGAGACGAGUUCUGUCACUCCUAAAAUUGCAGAUUCUACGUCGAGCGUAACAGAAAGAACAGUUUCGAUUGGUACGAGAGCGACUACGAGGAUUCCAGAAAAAGUAACUUUUUCGAGUAGCACAAAGAGCCUAAAACUGCCGGAAAAAUCGGCGACACUUGUUUCUCGCGAAUCUUUCACGUCUACUGCGAAAUCUCCGGUCAAUAGUGAUAUCAAUGUAAAAGACUCCAACUUGAAAACGGUUACGCCGAGAGCCGUGUUUGACAUUAAAUAUCCUAAAGAGACGACAGAAAAAACAGUGGACGCGACAGCGAGCAGCUUGCUACACUCGAUCCGACCUGGAUCUUUAAAACAGAUCGAGGAGGUGAUUGAUAAACAUGAUUCUCCGUACGAAGUAUCAUUCACAGUAAAAAAGAACGAGGAUCUAGAGACAACCUCUGAUGAUUUUAUCAGUCGACUCAUCGCUCAGCACCAGCAACCGGAUUUGAAUAGCGAAUUGGGUGACUUUGAGAUUAUUAAAUCUGUAGAACCACAAACGGAGUUCGACAGCACUUUGCAGACGCCUAAACUUCCUGAUGCCAGCCACGUUUCUUUAGCCGGUGCGAGCAACAACAGCUUUUAUGUCGCUGAAAAUGAUACAAUCGAGGAAUUUAAACAAACGAAUAUGAGUAUGGUGAGUCUUCUCGAACUGAUGGCGGAAUUGUUGAAAUUGGAUCGACUACCGCGACCAUUUACCAUGAAAGAUUUAGGUAGCUUAGAGUUUAAAGACUCGUUCGACCUCGACGAUUUCGACGAGUUGUCUUACGACACGACGAGUCCACCACUGGACCAACCACAACCCCAAAGGACAUACCAGAACGCCAAUCUCAAGUUGUCCACUUUCGAUACGAUCACGUCAAAGACACCCGUUAAACUUGUUGAAUCGAAACCGUUACGCAAUCUGCAUCUCGAUAGACCAUCAUUCGAUACAGGAAGUCCACCGUCGGAUUACUCUCAAGCCAGCGCGUCGUUCGGAAAUGCAGAUUCCGAGACAGCUUCCUUGGAUGAUACCUUGAAGACACCUAUUAAUGUUGAUUUAAGGCCACCUCCUGAAGUUUCUUCGGGAGUUAAUCCUAAUAAUGCCACGGAACAGAAGACGAAGCCGAUUGUUCGACCACUUCAGAAGGAGGAGAUUCUGGAGCAGUUGACGGAAAACUUUGGACAGCCCCUUUACCGCGGCGAUUUGAUCCGCAGACCACUUGUCUUCGAUCUACCGCAAGUGCAAAGGAGUUUGAACUUCGAGACCGGCUUGCCGUUGGAUGAGAGUGAACAAGUGACUAGCAAAAUUGAAGAAGAAAGUUCAACGUCUGCUACGAAGACAACGACGACGACGAUGACGACACAAGAAACGACCACGACGACAGAAUCUGCGAAGACUACCGUCGAGACCGAGUUUGUUCCCUCUCUGGGAUUUUCUUUAGAUACCAAUGAAGGUCGCGAAGAAUAUGUUCAAGCAGUCCUUGACGGAUUGAUCGACGAGCACACCAGCGAAAGCAGUAAAAACGAAUCCAACAUCCAAAACGAAACUCCAAAAGAUGAAACUUUGGAAGCCGAGCAAUAAAAAUUUAACAGACUUUAAAGAAAUUUUUUAAAAUAAAAGUAUAAUAUAUGAAGAAUGAAGCAUAUGAAGAAUUUUUUUUUGAAAUCCUUAAAUAUAUCCUUAAAGAUCUAUUUUAUUAACGUCGAUCUAUAAUUUCUUUUAAAAUUAUGAAAUUAAAAAUUAACUAAAUGGAGAUGAUGAACUCCUAUUAUUGAUGUUUAUAUUAUUUAAAUAGAAAAUCUUAUUACGAUUUUCUUAAUAUUAAUUGAUACAUGAAGCUUAAUUUGUUAUUACAAAAGAAUUGAAUAUUUUACUUUUGUAUAUUUCAAUAUAUUGUAUACUGAAUAAAAAUAAAUUAUAUUAUUGUUCAAUAAUUAUAGUUGUUAUAUAAAUUUUUUCUUUUGAAGUAACAUUUAAAUGAAAUGUGCAUUUAAAGUUAUAACCUGUUGUCCGUAUUAAUCAAUUAAAGUUAGUUAAUAUAAUAUAAAAAAAAAAAUUUUAUGCAUAUACGUUGAUUCCUCUGAUUUACACAAUUUACACAAUGUCCAUUUCAUAGGUUUUCUAUACGAUUGAAAAUUGAAUCGUCUA
This is a messenger RNA of Monomorium pharaonis (pharaoh ant), 4918 nucleotides long. RefSeq lists its product as uncharacterized. NCBI's taxonomy places the organism in Eukaryota, Metazoa, Arthropoda, Insecta, Hymenoptera, Formicidae. The transcript is spliced from 4 exons. Gene Ontology annotation, molecular function: chitin binding. The record is from RefSeq and is a predicted model, not a curated record. The coding region runs from base 161 to 4351 and encodes 1396 amino acids. Gene Ontology annotation, cellular component: extracellular region.